Vitis vinifera (wine grape) is the source of this 754-nucleotide messenger RNA. RefSeq names its product protein ALP1-like. Bases 15 to 578 code for a protein of 187 amino acids. NCBI's taxonomy places the organism in Eukaryota, Viridiplantae, Streptophyta, Magnoliopsida, Vitales, Vitaceae. The transcript has 2 exons. The record is from RefSeq and is a predicted model, not a curated record.
UAUGUGAUUUCAAUAUGUGUUUCACAUUUGCAUGGGCCAGAUGGGAAGGUGCUGCUCAUGAUGCACGAGUCUUUUUAGAGGCAUUAAGAAGGCCAGAAUUGGGUUUUCCUCAUCCACCUAGAGGUAAAUAUUAUUUGGUCGAUGCUGGUUAUCCUCAAAUGAGUGGAUAUUUAGGCCCUUAUAAAGGCGAGCGUUACCAUCUUCCAGAUUUUCGACGAGGUAGUUCACCUAAAGGUAAAAAGGAAAUAUUUAAUCAUAGGCAUUCAUCCUUGAGGUGCACAAUUGAGAGAACGUUUGCCGUUUUGAAGAAUAGAUGGAGAAUGCUACGAGAAAUGCAUAGUUUUCCUCUUGAGAAACAAGUAAAGAUCGUUAUUGCUUCAAUGGCUCUUCACAACUUCAUAAGGAUUAAUGCUAAAAUGGAUAUGGAAUUUAAACCUUAUGAUGAUGAUCAAGGGUUGCUUCCACUUAAUGAAGAAGAGAGUAGAGUGGAUUCACUUGUUGAGGAAGAUGGUUCACAUCAUACAAGAGAGAUGGAAGAACAACGUGAUCGAAUUGCAAAUCUUCUCAUAUCUCAUUGAUGUUUGAUUAUGACUCUAAUAUGUAAGAAUAUAAUUUCCCCCAAUUUUUUUGCUAUGAAAACACUUGUCUUCUUAUUUACUUUUAAUUAUAAUUUUUUUUUUUUUGGAAACUAAUAUGUAAUCAUAUAUUGUUUUACUUUGAAAUUUAUCUUUUAUUCAAUGUUCUUUUUUAUUGA